This is a messenger RNA of Lepus europaeus (European hare), 5559 nucleotides long. It is a transcript of the gene MROH1, whose product is annotated as maestro heat like repeat family member 1. The coding region runs from base 466 to 5460 and encodes 1664 amino acids. The transcript has 46 exons. Gene Ontology annotation, cellular component: cytoplasm. NCBI's taxonomy places the organism in Eukaryota, Metazoa, Chordata, Mammalia, Lagomorpha, Leporidae. Gene Ontology annotation, molecular function: protein binding. The record is from RefSeq and is a predicted model, not a curated record.
AUUCUCCUCUAGUAAUUUGAUUGUAUCAGGUCACCGAUUUAGAUCCUUGAUCCACUGUGAGUCGAUUUUUGUAUAAAGUGUAAGGUGGGGUCUUGUUUCAUACUUCUGCCUACAGAGACCCAGUUUUCCCAGCAUCACUUGUUGAAGAGACCGUCCUUGCUCCAGGGAUUGGUUUGAGUUCUUUGUCAAAGAUUUAUUUAUUUAUUUGAGAGGCAGAGUUACGGACAACAAGAAGUCUUCCACUCGCUGGUUCACUCCCCAAAUGGCUGCAACAGCCAGGGCUGGGUCAUUCUGAAGCCAGGAGCCGGGAGCUUCUUCCGGGUCACCCAGAUGCUCCCCAGGAAGAAAGACGACAUGUGUUUCCAAGCCAGGGCGCUCCCUCUGCCUGCAGUCUCCUGAGAUUCCUGCCAGCCUCGGGUUGGAGAAGCUGCCCCGUCCCCACUGGGCGAAGCCAGGACCUCAGAAAUGACCGAGUCCUAUGUGAAGAAGCUGUCCUACCCCCUGCUGGAGGCGGUCACGGACAAGGACCCUGCUGUGCAGGAGCAGGUGUGCAGGGCCCUGUGCUCCCUUGGGGAGGUGCAGCCCGCGGAGAUGCUGUGUGCCUGUGAGGAGUUCCUGCGGCACCGGGACAAGUUGGCGCACCCAUACCGCGCGAUGGUCCUGAGGGCUAUGGAGACGGUCCUGAGCAGUCACACCUGCAGGCUGGACAAGGACACGGCCAGCACCGUCCUCCUCCUGGCCUCCAGCGAGAUGACCAAGACCAAGGAGCUGUUCUGUGAGUGGCAGCAGGCGGCAAGCAGUGUGCUGGUGGCCGUGGGGAAGCAUUUCAUCAACCCCGUGAUGGAGGAGGUGCUGAGCAAGUUCCAGCCUGGGGUCCUGCCGCACCCUCUCGUGGUGCAGACGCUGGCCAGCCUCGCCGUUUCCAACGUGUUCGGCACCGUCCCUUUCCUGCCGUCCGUCCUGAGCACCAUGCUGCCCAUGCUGGGGAUGGCCAAGCACGACACCAUGCGGGCUGUGCUCUGCUGCGCCCUGCAGCGCUUCAGCGAGAGUGCCCUGGAGUACCUUGCCAACCUGGACCAGGCCCCAGACCCCACGGUCAGGAAGGACACCUUCGCCGCUGACCUCGCCAGUGCCUAUGACGUUCUCUUCCACCACUGGCUGCAGAGUCGAGAAGCCAAGCUCCGGCUCGCUGUGGUAGAGGCUCUGGGGCCCAUGAGCCACCUGCUGCCCGGGGAGAAGCUGGAGGAGCAGCUCCCCAAACUCCUACCCGGGGUCCUCGCCCUCUACAAGAAGCAUGCAGAAGCCUUCCACGUGUCCAAGAGCCUGGGCCAGAUCCUCGAGGCGGCCGUGAGUGUGGGCAGCCGCUCGCUGGAGGUCCAGCUCGACACCCUCCUGGCCGCUCUGCAUGCACAGAUCUGUGUGCCCGUGGAGUCCUCCAGCCCCCUGGUGCAGAGCAACCAGAAGGAGGUGCUGCGCUGCUUCACUGUGCUGGCCUGCUGCUCGCCUGACCGCCUGCUGGCCUUCCUGCUGCCCAAGCUGGACACCAGCAAUGAGAGGCUCCGUGUGGGCAGUCUGCAGAUCCUGAGGCACGUCAUCAACUCGGCGGCUGCUCAAAUGGAAGUUAAGAAGCCAUUUAUUCUCUCUUCCAUGAGGCUCCCUCUUCUUGACACCAACAACAAGGUGAAGCGGGCUGUGGUGCAGGUGAUCAGCGCCAUGGCCCACCACGGCUACCUGGAGCAGCCUGGAGGCGAGGCAAUGAUUGAGUACAUCGUGCAGCAGUGCGCUCUGCCCCCCGAGCAGGAGCUGGACCCUGGCACUGAGGACGCCCCGGCCGACAGCGUGCGGGCAGUCAGCGUGCGCACCCUCUACCUGGUCAGCACCACCGUGGACAGGAUGAGCGAUGUUCUCUGGCCGCACCUGCUCGGGUUCCUCACCCCUGUCCGCUUCACCGGGGCCCUGACUCCACUCUGCAGAAGCCUCGUGCAUCUGGCCCUGAAGAGGCAGGAGGCGGGGGCCGACGCCUUCCUCAUCCAGUCCGAGGCCCACGUGACCCUCCCGUCUCCCUAUGCCAUCACCACGAGACUCCUGGCUGUGUCUUGCAACCCCUACCUGGGGGAUGGGCGUGGGGUGGCCUCACUGCGCCUCCUGCACGUGCUGCACCCCAGUAUCCACCCUCUGCUGGGUCAGCACUGGGAGAGCGCCGUGCCCCUGCUGCUGAAGCACCUGGACGAACACACGGAGGAGACUCUGUCCCCGAAGGAGUGGGAGGCGAGGCUGCUGAUGUUUCUGCAGGACACCCUGGCUGUGGUUUCUGACAACACGUGGAUUUGCCAGCUGAGCCUGGAGAUGUGCAAACAGCUGCCCUGCUACAACGGCGCGCCCCGGGAGAAGAACUUCUUGUAUAAGUGCAUAGGAGCCACCCUGCGUGCUGCUUCAAGUAGGGAGGUGGUGAGGAAGCACCUGCGCGAGCUGCUGGAGACGGCCAGAUACCAGGAGGAGGCAGAGCACGAGGGCCUGGCCUGUUGCUUUGGAAUCUGUGCCGUUUCCCACCUCGAGGACACCCUGGCGCAGCUGGAAGACUUCGUCAGGUCGGAUAUGUCUCGGAAGUCCAUCGGCAUUUUCAACAUAUUUAAGGAUCGAAGCGAGAGUGAGGCGGACAGGGUGAGGAGUGCGCUGGUGCUGUGCUAUGGGCACGUGGCCUCGCAGGCACCCCGUGAGCUGCUGCUGGCCAAGGUGGAGUCCGACAUCCUCCGGAACAUGUUCCAGGUCUUCAGCACCAAGGUUCUGGGAAUAAAGAUAGAGAGCAAGGACCCCGCCUUGAAGCAGUGCCUGGUCCAGGGCCUGUGCAUGGUGAGCCAGGCUGUUCACAGCAGCGUGCAGGCCGACAGCUUCCAGUUCUCCAAAAAAGCCGAGCUGGUGGCGCAGCUGCUGGAGUUCAUCAGGGCAGAGCCCCCAGACUCCCUGAGAACACCCAUUCGGAAGACAGCCAUGCUUACCUGUGCCUGCCUGGUCUCCCUGGAGCCGGCACUGGAGGAGCAGGCUCAGGCAGAUGUGGCCCACGGCUGCCUGCACAGUGUCAUGGCCCUGCCGCCGGAGCCCCAGGAGCUCCUGUAUCUGGACACCAUGCGUGCCCUGGAGAACUUGCUGACGAGCCUGCUGCGAAGAAACAUGACGCCCCAGGGCCUGCAGGUCAUGGUCGAGCACCUGAGCCCGUGGAUCAAGUCCCCCAGGGCCCAUGAGCGGGCCCGCGCACUCGCCCUGAGCGCCAGCCUGCUGCGCUACUUCCUGGAGCACCUGCGUGUCAGCGCCUUGGUGCCCUUCCACAACCUGGGCCUCCUGGUCGGCCUCUUCUCGCCACGAUGCGCAGACCCGUGGCCUGCCAGCCGCCAGGAGGCUGUGGACUGCGUGUACUCCCUGCUCUAUCUCCAGCUGGCCUAUGAGGGCUUCUCUCGAGACCACCAGGAUGACGUGGCUGAGCAGCUGCCCCCACUCAAAGACGGCCUUGUGCACCCAGACCCUGCCACCCUCUUCCACUGCUGCCACAGCAUAGCCCAGGUCAUUGCCAAGCGCCUCCCGCCAGACCAGCUCAUCAGCCUCUUGCUGACCAUGUUCGAGGGCCUGGGAGACCCGGACAAGAACUGCUCUCGAGCCGCCACGGUCAUGAUCAACUGCCUGCUGCAGGAGCGGGGCAGCGCGCUGUUGGAGAAGGUCCCCGAGAUCGUGAGCGUGCUGCGCUGCAAGCUGCGGGAGGCGCAGGAGGCGCACGUCCUGCCGGCCGCCCAGCACAGCGUGUACCUGCUGGCCACCCAGCACUGCGCCGCCGUGGUGUCCAGCCUCCUGGGCAGCCCCUUGCCCUUUGACAGCCACACCUGUGCCUUGUGGCGGGCACUGGCCGUGGAGCCCAGCCUCAGCGGCCCGGUCCUGAGACUGCUCCUGGACAAGAUGAGCAAGGACGUGCCCUUCAAGGAGAGCCGGACCUUCCUGCCGGGCACUGCCCCUGACCGUGUGGCCACACUACUGCCCCUUGCGGCCACCUGCGCGCUCCGUGAGGUCGUGUCUGCCCCGGCGUCGGCGCCCGCGGUGCUGGAGCUCUACCCACAGCUGUUUGUGGCCCUCCUGCUGCGGGUCAGCAGCACCGUGGGUGUCCAGCUGCCUCGGAACCUGCAGGCCAAGGAGAGGAGGGCCGCCAGCACGGCUCCAGGGAGCUUCGAGCCCUGCAGGCCUAAUGGUGACCACUGCGGCUGCUGGCUCUGGGUUUGGGUGGGUCCUUCGGCCACCCCACAUGGCACUGCCAUACCCCAGGACUGGCUCAAACCCCAGCAAAGCUCUGCCGUGGACGCCCUGCGGGCCGUGCUGCUCCAAGGGGGCAGCAAGGACGUGGAGCAGUGCAUGGAGAUGGAGGGAGGCUGGGCACUGCUCAGGACUUCUGCAGGGCACGAAGAGGGGGUCACCCGGCUGGCCAGUGCCAUGGCCAAGCACGCAGGCCCCCGGCUGCCCCUGGUGAUGAAGUCCCUGGCAUGCAUGCAGGGCAGCCUGUACGAGGUGCAGCGGGUCACCUCCACCGCCUUCCUGGCCGAGCUGCUGAGCAGCAGCGUGGCGGACGACCUGACGCUUCUCGAGUCGCUGCUGGACAGCCUGGCGGCCCGGCAGCAGGACCCCUGUGCCGGUGUGCGGCGGCUGGUGCUCCGCGGGAUGUCCAACGUGGCCUCGGGCUCCCCUGACAAGGUGCGGGCUCACGGCCCCCAGCUGCUCACAGCCAUGGUCGGCGGGCUGGACGACGGGGACCACACACACAGCCCGGUUGCCCUGGAGGCCAUGGCGGGCCUGGCGCGGCUGGUGGAGCUGGUGGAGACGCGGGAGCUGCGCGCCGUGCUGCUGCACGUGGCCAUCCGGACUCGGCCCUUCUUUGACAGCGACAAGACGGAGUUCCGGACCGCGUCCAUCCGCCUCUUCGGCCACCUCAACAAGGCGUGCCAUGGGGCCUGCGAGGACGUCUUCCUGGACCAGGUGGUGGGUGGGCUGGCGCCCCUCCUACUGCACCUGCAGGACCCUCAGGCCCCCGUGGCUGGGGCCUGCAGGUUCGCUCUGCGCAUGUGCGCCCGCAACCUGGAGUGCGAGGAGCUGGAGGACGUCUUCCGGCAGCACCUGCAGGAGGGGCGCGGCCUGCACUUCGGGGAGUUCCUCCACGCCGCCUGCCGGCCCCUGAUGCGCAGCUUCCCGGACCUGCUGGGGCGCCUGGUGAGCACGAGCCUGUUCUACUUCAAGAGCAGCUGGGAGGGCGUGCGCGCUGCAGCCCCGAUGUUCACAGGGGUCCUGGUGCUAAACGCCGAGCGCGAGCACCUCCCACAGGUGGACUUGGAGCAGCUCCUUGCGGCGCUGCGGCUGCUGCUCCAGGACCCUGCCCCCCGCGUGCGGGCGAGCGCCGCCGAGACACUGGGCCGCCUGGGGAAGUUCGCCUGAGCCCAAGCACCGCGGAGGAGCGCUGGCGGCCGGGGGCGGGGGGGAGCAGGCGCUGUGCCCACCCUGUUCUGCAAUAAACCGCUGCCCUCGGUGGGUGAC